Molecule: messenger RNA, 1716 nt
Organism: Fusarium mangiferae
Lineage: Eukaryota; Fungi; Ascomycota; Sordariomycetes; Hypocreales; Nectriaceae
Product: putative AOS1-forms together with Uba2p a heterodimeric activating enzyme for Smt3p
Exons: 2
Coding region: 1-1716 (571 amino acids)
Biological process (GO): protein sumoylation
Cellular component (GO): SUMO activating enzyme complex; cytoplasm
Molecular function (GO): SUMO activating enzyme activity
Source: RefSeq, a predicted model, not a curated record
AUGGACAACUCGAACCAGGAUCAAGGCCAGCCUCAAGCUGAGCCCCAAGCACAACAACUCCCGAAUGCUUCAGCGCAAGAGGUCAUUCCUCAUAUCGAUGCCAGCGCUAACAUCAACGUCAACGGCAAUGGCAUUCCCCAACUACCAGAGAAUCUCCUCAACCCAAUGAACCCUCAGGCGCUGAGCAUGCUGGCCGAUCCCUCACUCAUGGCUGAUCCUUCUAUGAUGGCCAUGCAGAUGCCCCUGGCUGAUCCUUCAUUCAUGAUGCAACCUGGGCUGGCCUUGCCAAAUGGCCAGAACGGCUUCAGUCUUCCCGUCGCUCCCCCUGCCACUGUCAGCGCUGAUGAGGUCGCUUUGUAUGACCGUCAGAUCCGCCUCUGGGGCAUGGCCGCACAGGCAAAGAUCCAAAGCGCAAAUAUCCUUCUCAUCACCAUCAAGGCCCUCGCCAAUGAAAUCGCAAAGAAUCUUGUCCUUGCCGGUGUUGGCUCUCUCACUCUCCUAGACAGUGCUACCGUUACCGAAGCAGACCGAGGCGCCCAAUUCUUCAUCCCUGAUGGUGAAGAUGUCAUCGGACAGAACCGCGCUCAAGUCGCCAGCACCGCUCUGCAGAAGCUCAACCCCCGUGUUCGUGUUCACGUCGAUACAGAAGGUGUCAAGACCAAGGGACCAAGCUACUUUGCUGCCUAUGAUAUUGUCAUCGCCACUGACCUUGACCCUGAGUCUUUCAAUAUCAUCAACACUGCCACGCGCCUGAACUGCAAGGCUUUCUACGCUGCCGGUUGUCAUGGCCUCUAUGGUUUUAUCUUCAGCGAUCUCAUCGAACACGACUAUGUAAUCCAGCGUGACCUGGGUAACAUGCCCACUUCCAUUGGCCCAGAGUCUCGUACUCGCACUAUCGUUGAUGUCCAGACUCGAAAGGAGGGUCCCAAAACAAUUGAGUCUGUCACCAAGCGCGAGCUCUACUCUACAUGGUUCCUCGCCAGUGACCUUGCUGUUCUUCCUACUGAGUACACCCAAUCCAAGCGACGACUCAAGAGUGUCACUCCCGCCCUUUCUUGUCUCCGCGCUCUUUGGGAGUUCAUGCAGAUCCAGAACGGCCGAGUCCCCAGCAAUCGCGAUGACCUUAAGCUGUUCACGCAGAUCGCCACUCAGAAGCACAAGGCUCUCGGCCUGCCCAGUGAAACUCUCCGCCCCGAGUUUCUGCGCAGCUUCCUUCAGAACCUCGUCAGCGAAAUCUCUCCUGUUGCCGCCAUCCUCGGUGGUCAACUUGCCCAGGACGUCAUCAACGUCCUCGGACAAACCCAACAGCCUAUCCAGAACAUGAUUGUCUUUGACGGCACAACCAUGGAGGCACUCAUGUACCCUCUGCACCCAGAAGGCUCACUCGGGGCAUCACAACUCACCGACCAUACUGUCCCCAAUGGCGGUGCGCCUAUGAUUCUGGGUGGCAUGGAUGCUCUGCCUUUGGGUCUUGAUCCAGCUGCCCUGGGCGCUCUACCUCACCAUAAUAACCCCAUCAUGAUUCCUACUGGCCUCCCUCAGAAUGGCAAUCUUAUUCCUAUGCCCGACGGCUCCCUAGCCGAUCCUACACAGCAUUUCAAUGCCGCAACGCAGGUGCCUCAGCAGCCUGUCCAAGGACACACGGCUCAGAUGACAGCUGAACAGCCCACUCAGGCGACACCGGCAAACGCCGGUGCCUCGGAAUCGAAGGAGUAG